AUGGCUCGUCAAAUAGCUGAUGGCGGAGAUCAAACCAAUGCAGGGGAACUUAUGGAAAACACAAGUCUCCCCUUCACCCCUCGAGUCAUGAAUUUUCCUCUCCCUGAUAAAUUCAAGAUGCCCCGAGUCAAUCUCUAUGAUGGCACCGGGGAUCCGACUGAACACAUGGAAGGUCUUCGUGCGCAUUUCAUUCUUCAUGGAACCCCAGACGCAAUUUCAUGUAGGGUUUUUCCCUUAACUUUAGCAGGAGUAGCUAAAGAUUGGUUCGGCAAGCUUCCGGCCAAUUCAAUAGACGAUUUCAAGACUCUCGGACAUCUCUUCUUGAGUCAGUUCUUGGCUACCCAGAAGAGGAAGAAGAAUCCGGCUUAUUUGUUGUCCCUUGUGCAGGGGAAGGAAGAGUCAUUAAAAGAGUACAUGCUCAGAUUUAACCAGGAGAAGUUGAUGAUUGAAAACCCUCCUGAGCAAACAGUACUUGACGCUCUGAUGCAUGGAGUAAGGGCAGAAGGGCCUUUGAUGGCCAAUCUGUCAAAAAAUACCAAGUUAGUGACUCUCGGUCAGUUUAUAAAAAAGGCUGAUGAGUACAUUAAUCAAGAAGAAACCGUUAAGGCUCUCAUGAAGAACCAGAAGGAAGAGCUCGAGGCCAAGGGCAGUAAGGAGAAGGUAGCGCCGGCAAGUGCUGUAAAGAAGGAGGAGAAGAAUGUGAAAAGGUCAGAGAAGGUGGCCCCAUCAUAUCCUUGA
Corylus avellana is the source of this 738-nucleotide messenger RNA. Lineage: Eukaryota; Viridiplantae; Streptophyta; Magnoliopsida; Fagales; Betulaceae. The record is from RefSeq and is a predicted model, not a curated record.